Molecule: messenger RNA, 3389 nt
Organism: Mizuhopecten yessoensis (Yesso scallop)
Lineage: Eukaryota; Metazoa; Mollusca; Bivalvia; Pectinida; Pectinidae
Exons: 7
Coding region: 4-1947 (647 amino acids)
Biological process (GO): receptor guanylyl cyclase signaling pathway; cGMP biosynthetic process; intracellular signal transduction
Molecular function (GO): peptide receptor activity; guanylate cyclase activity
Source: RefSeq, a predicted model, not a curated record
AUCAUGGCAAAUAACAAAAUACAACCGGUUCAGCCUUCCUCGGGGAAAAAACAGUCGCCUUCAAUGGAAUCGCUGAAUGAAUCUCAACUUAAUGCUGUCAUCAUGGAUAUGUUACAUGUCAACGAAAACUGGAACAGAUGUGAGAUCAUUUGUCGCGGAAAUCCAAUCACGGACGCCGGGAAGCGAUUACACAUGUUCAAGAUGUUGACAGUUGUAUUGGUUCCAGUAGUUGUACUUACUGGUAUGACAGCCAAUACCUUUAUUGUCUCCCUUGACAACUACAUCAGCUUGUCAAACAUUCGGAAUAUCCUCUACUUUAGUAUUGAGUUAGGAUGGUUGCUACGUAUGAUGCAGCGAGAACGUGAUAUCAGCGCCCUCUACAUCAGUAGUAAGAGUCCUCAGACGAAAGAUUUCUUGUUAGAUCGAUACCCGGAUACUGAUGUCGGACUCCAGAAUCUGUCUUUUUGGCCUACCAGCGAGACGAUCGUCAGGAGAGAAUUCCAAACAAAGGAAAGUUUUCUAUCCUACCUCAACCGACAUCGAUAUCAAUUGGAAUCGUACAAUCGAACAUCAAAAGACGAAGUGGCGUUUUACUCCGACAGCAUCGAGGUCUUCAUCAAAUGGUUGUACCAGGCGAUCGUUGAAGCGCGUUCUGGAACGGUAUGGCCAACGCUGGUUGCGUAUCAGGAAAUUGUGGUUGCCAGUGAGUACUUCGGGAGAGAAAGAGGACUAGGGGUAUCAUUUUAUGCGAUAGGUGGCUUUUUGACUCGAGAUGAAUAUCUUGACUUUGUGGAAAGUCAGGAUAUUGCUAACAUCACAUUUGAAUCUGCAAGGCGAUAUUCAGAGCUCGCUUACAGUAUCUAUGAAGACACACUUCUGCGGAAUUCAAGUGUAAUUCAGCCUAUCAAUGAAAUGAGAAGCGAAAUAAGGAGUAAUAAGAGUUCAGCAAUCAAGGGAUCGUUCAAAUAUGCGAACUGGUGGUUUGAAAACAUGACUGUUUACCAGGACACUCUUCGAGAGGUACAAAUCCGCCUCGCCUCGGAAAUCGAUGAGAUUUUGCGUAUGGAAGCUGAGGAAGACUUGCGGAAUAUAGUUUUCAUUUCUGUCGUGUUCGGGAUCAUCCUGAUCCUCUGUCCACUGAUUGUGUUUGCUGUGUACUCACUGACCUCGGAGAUCCAGAAGUACUCUAUAUCAAUUGCGAAUCGAACCAAGGCUCUGAACAAAGAAAAGAAACGCACUGACACUCUGCUGUACCAGAUGUUACCACGUUCCGUUGCCGAACGGCUGAAAAGAAACGAAGAAGUUGGGGCCGAAAAUUACCCUGAUGCAACUGUCUUAUUCAGCGAUAUUGUUGGGUUCACACAGAUCGCUUCGCAGUGCUCCCCAAUGCAGGUGGUCGACAUGUUGAAUAGUCUCUACCUGUGCUUUGACGAACGACUGGAACUGUUCGACGUGUAUAAAGUUGAGACGAUUGGAGACGCUUACAUGGUCGUAUCUGGUGUACCGAAGCUUAAUGGCCGCCGUCAUGCUGCAGAGGUAGCGACCAUGGCCCUGGAUAUUCUGGAACAUAUUGACCGUCUAGAAAUCCCUCACUUACCCGGGACAAAGUUUAAGCUGAGGAUUGGUUGUCACUCAGGUCCUGUCGUGGCUGCAGUAGUUGGUACCAAGAUGCCUCGCUACUGUCUAUUUGGGGUUACCGUCAGCAUAGCCUCUAUGAUGGAGUCUCUUGGAAAAGCAAAUAAAAUUCACAUCAGCGAGUCAAUGCAUGACCUUCUGAGUGAACUUGGUGGUUUCCUUGUUGAGCAGAGACACGAUCUCCCUUUGAUGCUGGAAAAUGAGCUGAAAAACGCCAUCCGUGGCAGGGUAAGGACAUACUGGCUGCAGGACCACGAGGGUGGCCAUCGACUAGGUUCUUUCAACUCUCUUUCAUCUUUCGAAUCUCGAUGAAGUGACAAGUUGUCACGAUGUCUGGUGUUGUUGUCAUUUAUCAUAGGACGCUAAGAUUUUAAAAUCUAAUUUUAAACAUGUAAAUAGCUGACCAUUAUAUAUUUGUGUGUUGUUCAACAGAAUAACUGCACAUCUGAUUUAACGAGGCUAUACACAAAGGUCCCGAAAACAGACAUAGUAUGUAAAGCGUCACACAGAAAUUAUUUGGAAAGUUAACAAUUUUGCAUUAAGAGAUUCAACGGAACAAAUUCAGUGGAACAUUUGAAACAGAUCUAAGAGGCAAAAGUUGACAUUGAAAAAAGAAUAUCCUUUGGGCGCUUUUAUUUCCCCUUCUAAAAUAUAGCAUGCUCUCCUCCUAUUGGUCUUAUAACUUUUAUAUCCGUUUAAGUACAUAAGUGGUUAAAUGUGUCCAUGCUUUAUGUAGUACUUUUCUAUUUGUUUCUUCCCUGGGUGUUUACUCUUUUAUAUAUAAAGUAUGUGAAUCAUUAUUCAAGAUUGAGUCCCACCUCACUUCUCGAUAGCAACAUUACAUGAACCGAUUAUAUCUUUAUUCACUCCGUUCUGCUCCUAACCUUAAACUUAAGUCAGGUCGGGCACAUAAUAAGUUUCUUGAACUCAUUGCAUAUUCUUUUAUUCUUACAACUGUAUGUGUAGUAAAUGUUAACUACAUAUCGUUGCAAAUAAAAAAAUGUACAAGUCACCAAGUUUCCGUAGUAACACGAAUGCUAUCAGCAAUAAUGCAUGUUGAAAAUAAAGGGUAUAUGUUAGUUAGUAAAGGGAUGCAAUUGCGAUCUCAUUAUUAUAUGAAAGAACUUAUCAUUAUUGUUGAGGUGUUGAAUAUAAAUAUAUGAGCGAGUAGAGAUAGAUAAAUAAAUUAAGCCAUCUAAAGAGCAUACCAUCGCUAUUUAAGUAUACUUGUGACAAGUGUAAGGUAUAAGGCAUUCAAUCGCAUUUACUUUCAAUUCAACGAACACGUUGAUUCGAUUCCACAAGACACGCAAUGACUGACAGUGGCGUGCUAUUAUAACCUUAUUGUUUUUUGGCUACCUUUGAUUGCUUACACACAUAACAUCUCCAGCACAAACGCAGGCAUAUACACAUAGGGAGAUAUUAGCAAGGUGGCAUAGGACUAGUAGUUAGCGACCGAUAAGGCAGAUCCUGUCAAUUCCUCAGAAUUGUAUUGGUUUGCGUAUUUGCUAAGUUUUUUAAUUGUAUAUAUAUGUAGUGUAGAGCGCAUUAGAGUGGCUUAUGUAAGCAAGAUAGGGCGCUAUAUCGAAUGCUGUAUAUUAUUAUUAUUAUUACAUAGUAUCUUACAUAUGUCAGGUAUGUUUUAUUGAUAUCCCCUAAAAUCAUAUUAUACUUAUGUAUCAAUACUUUCUUGUUAUAUCAUAUAUUUAAGCAAUGAUUGUUUAAGCAAAUGUUGUUAUGCCGGUUUAUGUAAG